CAGAAUGCUCUCCUUGAUCCUCUCCGCAGAACUCAACGGAGUCAACGAGCUCCGUCCCAAGGACACCGAGGAGGAGCCCUACUACUACACCUUCAAGGUCCAAUGCACGAGCUGUCGUGAGGUUCACCCCAACCCCGUCAGCUUCACCCGCUUUGAGCAGCACGAAAUCCCCGGAAGUCGGGGCGAGGCCAACUUUGUAUGGAAAUGCAAGCUCUGCCAGAAAACCCACUCUGCCUCAAUCAUCGCGGGCCCCAACGCCUACGAGGCGAAUGACAAGCGCACUGGCCAGAAGGUCAUUGACAUCGACUGCCGGGGUCUGGAGUUUACCGAAUUCAAGGCCGAUGGCGAGUGGCUGGCUAAGGGUGUCGAGUCGAACACCCCGUUCACCGACAUUGAUUUGUCCGAGGAGUGGUAUGACUACGAUGAGAAGGCCGGCGAUGAGGUUUCUAUCAAGGAGAUUUCCUGGAUGGUGGGAAGAUCCUAGAUGUCUUCUAUGACCUUGAUGGGGGGGAUCUUAGGUUUUUUCUUUUCUCUCGUGUACAUUUGCGGCGUUUUAGCUGAGCUCAACAUAACAUUUUGACAUUCGGUGUCAUUGUUCCCAUAUUUCUG
Molecule: messenger RNA, 609 nt
Organism: Aspergillus aculeatus ATCC 16872
Lineage: Eukaryota; Fungi; Ascomycota; Eurotiomycetes; Eurotiales; Aspergillaceae
Product: CXXC motif containing zinc binding protein
Exons: 5
Coding region: 5-484 (159 amino acids)
Molecular function (GO): zinc ion binding
Source: RefSeq, a predicted model, not a curated record